CCGCCGUUCAACUGCAGCUCCGGCGCCUACAGCUUCUGCUGCGGCACGUGCGGCUACCGCUUCUGCUGCCACGACGGGCCGCGUCGUCUUGACCAGAGCCGCUGCUCCAACUACGACACACCAGCCUGGGUGCAGACUGGCCGGCCGCCUGCUCGCGCCCGCGAUACCGCGGCGCCCCGGGACCCGGCCCGCGAGCGCAGCCACACGGCUGUCUACGCUGUGUGCGGCGUCGCCGCGCUGCUAGUGCUGGCCGGCAUCGGGGCGCGCCUGGGCCUGGAGAGGGCGCACAGCCCGCGCGCACGGCGCACGGUGACCAGGACACUGACAGAACUUCUGAAGCAACCCGGCCCCCAGGAACCACUGCCUCCACCUUUGGGCCCACCCCUGGGUAGCUGUGUCCAGGUGCAGAUGGGAGAUGGCCUUCCCCGAGGGUCCCCCCACAACAGCACAGACAAGAAACGCCUCAACAACGCCGCCCUGGGGUCCGCCACGCCCGCGCCCCCACGCCGACCCCGGUUGCAAGGAGGCGGCAACUUUACGCUGCAGCCCGACUACGCCAAGUACGCCACGCUCAAGGCAGCCGCGCUCAAGGCGGCAGAGGCCGCCCCCCAGGACUUCUACCAGCGUUUUCCCACCGCCGAGUCGGCCCCGCGGACCCUCCCGGCGCGGGCCCCGAGGCCUCCAGAGGACUUGCCCGCGCUGCUCGAGGCCUGCCCCUGGGCCCCCCCGGGCUACGUGGCCCCUACCGCCCCCGCUCCGCCGGGGCCUUACGCAGCCUGGACCGCCGGGCGCCCUGCCAGGCCCGCCCCCCGCGGCCACCUAGCGGCCCAUGCCUCUCCUGCACCCCGGAGGCCCGGCCACGCUCCGCGGCGCCAGUUCAGCGUGGAGAAGCUGCCUGAGGCCUUCAGCGUGCAGCACCCAGGCCUUUACUGUAGUGCGGGCCGCGGACCCCGGCACCUGAGCACCAACAGCAAAACCGAGGUCACCGUGUGAAGCUGGGCCACCCAACGGAGGCAGAGCCCGAAGCCCUCGACUGCUUGGUCCAGGGCCCCAGGGCACGGAGGAGCCCAACGCGGGCAUCCAUCGAGACUAGACUGGGGGCCUUGGAGGCUGAGAAAAGACCUACUGCAGGGCUGAGAAAAGACCUACUGGUAUGACCGGUGGUUCCAUCCUUGGGUCCACAGGCCCCGGAUUCCUCGUGUAAAUAAAUCCUUUAAUGUGGUUCCUGCUGA
This is a messenger RNA of Ictidomys tridecemlineatus (thirteen-lined ground squirrel), 1232 nucleotides long. RefSeq names its product shisa family member 8 (gene Shisa8). The record is from RefSeq and is a predicted model, not a curated record. NCBI's taxonomy places the organism in Eukaryota, Metazoa, Chordata, Mammalia, Rodentia, Sciuridae. Gene Ontology annotation, biological process: regulation of AMPA receptor activity; regulation of short-term neuronal synaptic plasticity. Gene Ontology annotation, cellular component: postsynaptic density; dendritic spine membrane; AMPA glutamate receptor complex.